AUGCUUCCAAGUUAUAAGCUUAUUUUUUACUUAUAUGUUGCCUAACACGUUUCUGUGACCGUAUUCUCUGGAUUUGGUGCUCUUUUUAUGUAAAAUUGAAUAGAACAAUAAUUAUUGGACAUCAUAGAUGGUGCUGCAGUUCUAAUCUAUGCCCACCUGCCAUUAUCCUCUCUAGGUCAUCACCAGCCGCUAUUCGCUUCUGCACAUACAUGAAAAGGUAUGACUGCCGAUACCAACAGAUGGUUGUGUUACGUGACAAGCUAUUCUAUCAGACAAUCCCGACGCUAGAGACCACGUGACUUUCCUAUUUGCAAACAGGUUCAGGAGGUAACUUUGGUUACGAACGCUGAUAUCUUGGAGGUGGGUGAAACUCUAGAGUUGAACUGUACAGUGACCAGUGGCGACGAGGGCCACAUUCGGAUUAUUCACAAUGAGGUCAAUCUGAGUGUAGAGUACAAACCCCCCAAGGUGCAGGCGCACGUGAGAGUAGUCAUCCAUAACGUCACCUGUCAAGACAUGGGCAUGUACUUCUGCAUCCACAACAAUCUACCAGAUUCAGCGCAUAUUCUCGUUGGCCAUUUACCAGAAGCCCCUCGCUUUAUCAGCUGUGUUUCGGAAAACUUUGAAAAUAUGACAUGUCAGUGGGAUCCGAGGAAAACUGAAUUGUGUAUCCCCAUUGUGUGGACAGUCGAAUAUACGGUGAAACUUGACAUAAGAGGGGUUAUAAAUGAGACGACCAGUUCGUUUGACCCCCCGACGAAAAAGUGUGAAUCUUGGGAUCCGAAUCCACUGACCUGUGUAUGGUUAAAAGAUGAAACUGAUGUCAGAAAUGCAUUCAAGCCAGGCUUCAUCUACACUGUAAUUGCUUCGGCUAAGAACAGAUUGGACACGGCCGUGACGCAAGAGGAGGUCAACACUACGGCAAUAGUGAAACCGGCGCCUGUGUACAACGUGUCAUCUGUUCCAGUGAACAGCUCCAGCGUUCAGCUGACAUGGCACGUGGUAUUCCCGUCUGGAUUUCCGGGAGAUCAUCUGAUAUACUCAAUUACAGCUGUUAGAGUCGGUGAUGCGGAUGUAACAGUCACCAAGACUGGUACGAAUCCAUGGGCAUCCGAUUUGCCAGUCACAGUUCUUGUGGAUGGACUUCAGCCUUUCACUGACUACGUUUUCACCGUCACAGUCAAACCGCAGCUCGGUGGCUUCUGGAGCGAGGACCGUCAUUUCGAAAUCAGAACUCCGGAAGUUGAUCCUGAAGUCGGUCCUGGUGUGAGUUUGUCCUCGUUCACAGACUGCCCGACGGACCCCUCUGUUAGAGAUGUAUACUUAUACUGGAGGGCUCCUGACUCAAGCAAAACCCACGGCCACAUCACCGGUUAUGAUGUGUCCGUGACAAAUUUGGACACACAGGAGGUGUUCAAUACCAAAUCGGGACGUCGACUACGGCUAGAGAGAGUUGACAGGUACAAGGUAGACAUCAAAACUCUGAACAACGCUGGUGUCAGCCGAAGUCAGUCGAGUCUUCUUUUGCCAAGGUCAUCUGAAGUUUUGGCCCCUGUCCAGAAGCCGGAGGCGGAACAAAAUGGCACUCACGUGAUCGUGACGUGGGGUUUACUUCCUUCCGAUGCCAGCAGGAGGUCGGUGACCGUGCACUCCUGUGUAGGCGUCGUCAUGCAGCCGAGUAAAGUGGUGGCCAACUGUUCUGAUUCCUACAACUGGGUGAAGCUAGAAGAGUCUGCAAAGUCGUGGUCUGUUGCGAUUGACAAUCGUAGAAUCUACGUAUUUGGAGUGUCCGUGGAAACCGCUGAUCAAACAAGUGGUAUACAGUGGAUCAGUUGCUUGUUCCAGAAAGGAAAAGUGCCUAGUAAGAUUAUGGAAGUGAAAGCUAGAGAGGUAUGGCACAAGUCUGUGGACUUGGUAUGGACGCGCCUUGUAUGUGGCCAGUCAGCACCAAGCAAAGUCCUGCGCUUUGAAGUCAGUUACUUCUCUGUACCAGAAAAAUCCCGGGCAAGCUGUGACAUCGGUACAACAGUAGAAAUUGCAGGGGACUGGGAACUGGAAUCAGCGUCCUUGAAUGAGCUGCACCCGUCUACACCGUACCAUGUGUGCGUCAGGGCUGUUUCUCCCGCCGGCCCCGGUCAGUGGAGUGACGCCAUCGAUAUACGGACGAAAGCGAACGUGGAAGAAAUCGUUAUCAUUGUGGUAGUAUUGGUGUUUGUGUUCGUCGUGGGUUUCUUUCUGUGUUGUUAUGUACGCAGACAAUUGGGGUCACCUAUGACAAUCACCGUUCCUGAGCCAGUGGUAGAUGAAUAUAGCGCUUGCCAAACGUCUUAUUCCCAUCGGUACAGCUCGGCGGAACAAGAGGUUUUGCUGUGUAAUGGGGCUGUUGUUCAGGGUAAUCCAAACGUUGGGUUCAAGACUGACGAUCGCCCUGUGGUCUCCAGAAACUUGUCUGUGACCUCCGACAGCACAAUUGCGAUCCUCGAUAGACCCCUUGUCCUCUCACAACACGCGGAUGCCAAAACAUCCUCAGAUUCAAUGGCAAACGGCGUAUCACCGUGUUUGUCGUAUAGCCAACUUGCUAAGGCCGACGCGAGCACGACGUCCAAUGGUCGGAUCUCCCGAGAGACCAGUACAGGCGAUUCCGUCAGAGUUGAGGAGCAUUCAGAGGUAAAUACGACAUCCCAUCGACACAGGUCCACAGGCAGUGAUAUACUUACCAAAGUUUCGAACUUAAAAAAGCCAGAAGUUUGUAACCUAGGUGAGAUUAGUUCAACAACAACGAGACAUGCUGAAGACCUGUGUGAAAACGACGAGGAGUCUUGUACAAAUGAGUUUGCUGACGACAUCGAUAGUAUUUCGUACCGUAAAGCACCUAUUAUCUCAGACUAAGCUUCAUCAGAGGACACUGCAAGCCAAUGUUAUCGCUGCACCUUUUAUCCAUUGAUUCCAGACAGUAUUGUUUGUACAUUCUGAUACUCGAUCCUGAGACAUUCGCUGUACGAUUUUAAGCUCUGCUACCGUUAUUACACAGUGAGAAAUCACUUCUGAUUUAUGGACAUAUAAUUUAUAGGACAGCAGAUCUAGGAUUCCAUCUGACAUCAUCUUGUCUUUGGGUAUCCAUCAUAAUGUGUGAUUGUCUAUAUAGGAUCCAGAAUAUUGUGUGACUGUAGAUAUGUAGCAUCCAGAAUGAUGUGUGAUUAUAGAUAUGUAGCAUCCAGAAUAACUAUAGUCCUCGGUGUAGAAAGUAGAAAUAACUCCACAACAUCAAGGUUAAGAUGCUACUUUCACUUCUUUAAUGGAAAUUAUUUAGAUAUAGGCUGAAUAUUCCUCGCAGACAUUCACAGUUACGUAUUUGAGUAUUGAAGGAGUCAAAGGCAAGGAAAAGGGCUCAGAGCUGGGUAUCAGUUUCCCAAAGUAAUCAAAACGACUAUGUGUCUCAUCAGGUGUGCUAUUCAACCAGUAAACAUCUGUGAACACCCAGGUCAGCACUCCAAACUGGUAAGUAACCAGCAUUCCCCAUCACUGUGAGUAAUGUACAACUGUGUCCAGCAGUCUUGUUUUCGUAAUUACUCUAGAAUUGUAAUUAAUCAAACAACUACGAAUAACCUGAAUUAAACGAUCAAUCAUCUUAUGGGAUUAACAGACAUUACCACCAAUUUCAACGUAACACUGAUGUGAUUUAACCUAAACAAGAUCGUGCGACUGCAGAUGACGUAGCAUGACUUCAGAAUUACUUAAGGUUUACCCUUUUACACGUUUUCGAAUAAUAGAUAAACACAAGCCGCUGAUUUUGACUUAAGUACUCGCAUGAAACUAAUGAUACUUAGCAUCUUCAUGAACAUUACGAAUACAAGAAUCAUAAGAGUGACGUUCAGUACUAUCAGUCCCAACUAAAUCGUGUAUCAACAAUAUUGGUCGGACACUCGCUCGCGUCAAAACAUGAACGAUGAUGGCGUCAAUCCCACCAAACACACUAACCUUGAGGUCAGAAAAGGCCGCCUGUGGGCUUGGCCAAUACAACAUUACAUAAAGGUAUACACAGGGAGAUAACUCUAAUUUAACACAAAUAUAGGAGCAUAAUUAUAGACUCUGCCCACAUAUUGUGUAUAGAGUCCGGCAUAAUGUGCCAUCAGGAACACGGUAUCCGGGUCACUGUGUGAUCGUACACACAAUAUCAUGAACUGUGAUGUCAUUCUUACUUUGCUGAACCUACAUGUAAGUCUAUAUUAGCAUGCAGAUAUUAUCAAGGAUUCGGGGUUAUAUCAACGUUCUUAAAUUCCAGGACAUCAGUUCAAGACAUCAACCUGGUGGCCAUUCUAUACCAUUCUUAGCUCAGCAAGCCGUGUCAUCAUGGAAUCGUCAUCCAAGAUUCCAGGCUUUGUCAUCAUUCUGACAUUUGGUGCGGCGUAAUGGUGACAUUAACCCGGACGUGCUUUACAUUCUGGAACAUUAGCAGGCCUACUAGAACAUAUGUUGUGUUACUAUUCACACACAUAAUUUGGUGGUUUGUGUUAUUGGCCAUGCGAUUAUUGAUCCGGAGCGUCCUUAAUGGUUGACAGCUGCUAUACAAUAGUCUGUUUCGAUGCAUCGAUACAUAAUGCUAGCUUUUGUCAUUGUUCUUGCUUUUGGUGUGGCGUAAUGCUGACAUUGGCCUGGACAUGUCUUACAAGCUGGAACAUUAGUUCUGUGUUAUGUUACUAUCCACAUGCGCAAUAUGUCAUUAUCCUCCGAAUUAUCCUCCGAUUUGAUGCUGCGUCAUCAUUUAUUCAUAAUGUUCAAUACUUUCAUAUAUUCAUUACUGAUAUAUUUAUGAUGUAAAAACUCAAGCAUAUAUGUACAUAUUGUUACGACCCAAACUGUCUGUAUUAUACAGAGAUGGCUUGUUCGAAAUACACGAAAGUUUAGCCGCACAAAAAAGUAACCAAAACCAGCAGAUUUUAUUUUACAACAAUUUAUGAGCUUUAACAAGAACAGAUAAUAAGACUUAUACAAAUACUAAAGUACUUAAGUUUAACAAGAAAGAACAGCAGUAUCUAUACAAAUACUAAAGUACUUACGGUGUCAAGUGCAAACGGACGCAUAUAUUCCACAAUAUAUACCACACAGGCAUAAAUGCUCAGAGGCAAAUUCAUAAGAGGGAAAAUCCACAGUAUAACUGAGUGUAUGACGAAAUAUACACAAAAUUCCACAGACAGGGUCGUGUACUAAUAAGCACUGUGUACACAAGAGCACGAAUCAAACAUACAAGCUUGGACUGAACAAGUGCUCGGUGGAGGUAUAACAAAGCCAGAGGCUGUAAAGACACCAAAAUUCAGCACAAAAGGCCUACUAAAGUAAUACACAGCCAAAGCAUCCAAACUCUCAAUAAUUCUCCGUUCCUCUUCUUUUGACCUGCUUCCAUAGGUCUUAUAUAGCCUGGUGGAAUUGUCUAGAAUAAGAAAAUUCCUGAACACUUGAUGUGAACAAACAGGCACCGAACUGAGCGCAUUCUGGAAUAUUCUAAGGUAGAGGCAGACAGCAGGCGCUGAACUCAGCGUAUGUAAACAGUGGCAAGCUAAAUUUAGAAAUUGACGGCAGUCGUGCACAUAACAAUAUAUAUUCAUAUAUUUAUGAUCAUUUUUCACAGUAACUCAAGUUAUGUUAUAGUUUGUAUCUACUUUUUUGUAUUUUUUACCUUAUCACUUAUAUUUUGUAAUAUUCUUACAUUAGUUUUAGACCUGCAUUCUGUGUCAUUUUUUUAUUUCAAUUCAGGGAUGUCAUGUUCUGUCAAUAUUCUUACAUUAGUUUUACGCCUGCAAGCUGUGUCAUCUGUCAGUGAGUUCUAUUCGUCGAAACUGAGCUUAUGCAGUUUAACAUUAUUAAUUUAAUUUGAUUUUCUUUGCAAAGAUAUGGGCUUCUAACAUAUCCAUGAGUCGAGCUUGUGUUACGUAUCACUGAAUAAAGGCAGUUUUGGUCGCAAGUUACAUGAGACGGGUGGAAGGGUUUGUUUGUAUCCUGGACAAUCCCAGGCAAUUCGGUUUCCCUCAUCCCUUUC
Messenger RNA from Liolophura sinensis, 6034 nucleotides. Its product is annotated as interleukin-6 receptor subunit beta-like. The record is from RefSeq and is a predicted model, not a curated record. Gene Ontology annotation, molecular function: cytokine receptor activity; protein binding. NCBI's taxonomy places the organism in Eukaryota, Metazoa, Mollusca, Polyplacophora, Chitonida, Chitonidae. The transcript is spliced from 17 exons. Gene Ontology annotation, biological process: cytokine-mediated signaling pathway. Gene Ontology annotation, cellular component: external side of plasma membrane. The coding region runs from base 517 to 2889 and encodes 790 amino acids.